UAAUAAUUAUAGAAAAAUGUAUUCCAAUAGCAAACUUGAGAGAAAGGAAUUCCCAUUGCUACCAUUGACAAAGUGUAGCGAUGAGCUGGAAGACUGUGACAUUAGCGAAGAGGUCCUCUCAGAGUCUUCCAUCAGAGCGCCUAGGGUAUGAGCUCUUAGCAGCAAAUCCCCCCUCAGUAACAAGUUACUGACAAAGCAGGAUCUUUGACUCAGCUUGGUGAAUAGCCCAACGAGUGUGAAGAAUGGGUCCAAGGUUUACCAGUUUAAAAAGUCUGCAUUUUGAAAGUAAAUAUAAAAAAUUUGGAACCUCAAAAGAGAGCCAAGUCACGAGUCAUUCACCACUAAAAUCAGAGAUCAGAGGACUUUUGCAAAGAAUAAUUAGCCAGAAGAAAGAGGAGAAGAUACGGUUAAGGACUAGGUAUAAAUCAUUACCUGUGAAGAUACAAGAACCUCGCCUAGGGGAAAGAACAGAUUGCUACAUUGUCACAAUGAAUGAUGUGCAUACACCUGAAUAAAUCUUUUGAUGAUUUAUCAAAACAUGUAAUCCUCUCGUUCUUUUGACUCCUAUUUCUUCAUAAAAUUUCAAGGCCUAAUUUACACCUGAAAAAGCAUAGUUCCUUCAUGGGGUUGAGUUAGCCUGAGAUUAUGCAAGGAUUAACCAUUGAGUUCGAGCUUCUGUAAUAAUUUCUAGUAAUGAAGCAAUU
This is a messenger RNA of Moneuplotes crassus, 704 nucleotides long. Lineage: Eukaryota; Ciliophora; Spirotrichea; Euplotida; Euplotidae. The record is from the annotation of a GenBank genome assembly.